Canis lupus familiaris (dog) is the source of this 2739-nucleotide messenger RNA. RefSeq names its product transglutaminase 5 (gene TGM5). Gene Ontology annotation, biological process: peptide cross-linking. The transcript is spliced from 13 exons. Lineage: Eukaryota; Metazoa; Chordata; Mammalia; Carnivora; Canidae. The record is from RefSeq and is a predicted model, not a curated record. Bases 218 to 2365 code for a protein of 715 amino acids. Gene Ontology annotation, molecular function: protein-glutamine gamma-glutamyltransferase activity.
AGACAAGCAACACUGCCAAGAAAAACCUGAAGGCAAGUGAGAAAACCAGUUGUGAUCUGCCCAGUAAGCAGGUGGCAGUGCAGCAGCCACCCUGCCUUCUGUGUCUCCUGGAGUCUUGAGGAUGGAAGGGGGAAAACACAAUCCGGGAUCAGUUUCCUGAAGCUCCACACCAUCACGCUGUUCUGUGGGAGCAGUCCAGAAACCAGGGGCAGCCACCAUGGAGCAAGGGCUGGAGGUGGCCCUCACAGACCUCCAGAGCGCCUGGAACAACGUGCAGCACCACACAGAGGAGAUCAGCUCUGAACGACUCCUUGUUCGCCGGGGCCAGGCCUUUAACAUCACUCUCUACUUCAGGAACCGGGGCUUCCAGCCAGGCCUGGACAAUGUCAUCUUCAUGGCUGAAACUGGACCCCUACCAGACCUGUCCAACGGGACUCGAGCCCUGUUCAGCCUGACAGGUCGCCAUGGCCCCAGCCCGUGGAUUGCCUUGCUGGAGACCAACGGGGCCAGCUCCCUGGAGGUGAGCCUGUGCGCUCCUCCCACGGCAGCUGUGGGUCGGUAUCUCUUGAAAGUUCACAUUGACUCUUUCCAGAGGUCCGUCACAGCCUACCAGCUUGGGGAGUUCAUCUUACUCUUCAAUCCCUGGUGCCCAGAGGAUUCUGUCUACUUGGACAGUGAACCCCAGAGGCAGGAAUAUGUAGUGAAUGAUUACGGCUUCAUUUACCAAGGGAACAAGAACUGGAUCCGCCCAUGCCCUUGGAACUACGGACAAUUUGAAGAGAAUAUCAUAGACAUCUGCCUGGAGCUGCUAGACAAGAGCCUGAACUUCCAGACUGACCCAGCCACAGACUGUGCCCUGCGGGGAAGCCCUGUCUACAUCAGCAGAGUGGUGUGUGCCAUGAUCAACAGCAAUGAUGACAAUGGGGUGCUCAAUGGAAACUGGAGUGAGAAUUACUUAGAUGGUAUCAACCCUGCAGAAUGGACCGGCAGCGUGGCCAUCCUGAAACAAUGGCAUGCCACAGGCUGCCAACCAGUGCGCUACGGGCAGUGCUGGGUCUUUGCUGCCAUCAUGUGCACAGUGAUGAGGUGCCUGGGGAUCCCCACCCGUGUGAUCACCAAUUUUGACUCUGGCCACGACACAGACGGAAACCUGAUCAUAGAUGAGUAUUAUGACAGCACAGGCAGGAUCUUGGAGAAUAAGAAGAAGGACACUGUCUGGAAUUUUCACGUGUGGAAUGAGUGCUGGAUGGCUCGAAAGGACCUCCCUCCUGGAUAUGGAGGCUGGCAGGUGCUGGAUGCCACACCUCAGGAGACAAGCAAUGGCCUCUACUGCUGUGGCCCUGCCUCUGUCAGAGCCAUCAAAGAAGGAGAGGUGGAUCUGAACUAUGACACAGCCUUUGCCUUUUCCAUGGUGAAUGCAGACUGCAUGUCCUGGCUUGUCUAUGGAGGGAAGGAGCAGAAAAUUCACCGGGAAACGAAUACUGUUGGCAAUUUUAUCAGCACCAAGAGCAUUCAAAGCAAUGAGCGAGAUGACAUCACGGAGAACUACAAAUACAUAGAAGGUUCCCCCCAGGAGAGGCAGGUGUUCCUGAAGGCUCUUCAGAAGCUGAGGGCUGGAAGGUCUGAAGACCCCCAUCAUGCAUCCACAUCCAUGCCACUGAGCGAGGACAGCCUUCGGAGGCUACAUAUGCCUUCCCUUCAGCCCAGUGAUGUUGUCCAGGUCUCCUUGAAAUUCCAGCUGCUUGCCCCACCCCACAUGGGCCAGGACAUAAGCUUUGUCCUGCUGGCCCUUAACAUGUCAUUCCAGUUCAAGGACCUCAAAGUGAACCUGAGUGCCCAGUCCCUGCUGCAUGAUGGUAGCCCGCUACUCGCUUUCUGGCAGGACACAGCCUUCAUCACACUCUCUCCUGAAGAAGCAAAGACCCAUUCCUGUAGAAUUCCCUAUUCCCAGUAUAGCCAGUACCUGUCAACAGACAAGCUGAUUCGCAUCAGUGCCCUGGGCGAAGAGAAGAGCAGUCCAGAAAAGAUCCUGGUGGACAAGAUCAUCACCUUAGCCUAUCCAGGCAUCAUAAUUAAUGUUUUAGGAGCUGCCAUUGUGAACCAGCCACUCUCCAUCCAGGUGCUAUUUUCAAACCCCCUCUCAGAGUACGUUGAAGACUGUGUACUAACUGUGGAAGGAAGUGGGCUCUUCAAGAAACAGCAGAGAGUCCUCAUUGGAAUCCUCAAACCUCAACACAGGGCCAGCAUCACUCUGGAGACUGUCCCCUUCAAGAGUGGCCAAAGGCAGAUCCAAGCAAAUCUGAGGAGCAACAAGUUUAAGGACAUCAAGGGUUACAGGAAUGUCUAUGUAGACUUGAGGUUAUAAAUUCUGGAACAAUGAGCUGGAUGCAUGGAUUUUAAGCUUCAAGAGAAGGAGCACAUUCAAAUGUAAGCUGUGACACUCCCCACCAUGACAGAGGCUUUGCAGGGCUCCAAAGUAAGCAGCACAGGAGAUGUCAGCGAUGGAUAAUCCCCUGGGCCAUUUGCACAGCUCCCCACGACUCUGAUCAGAGCCCAGAAACUCUGUGGUGUCCAAUCCAGAAGUGUGAGAUAGCACAGAGGUCUGAGGACUCUGGUUGGGCUUGGCCAUGACUUACUGCUCCCCCCUUAAACUGGCUGAGUAGCUCGCUGUCAUUUUGUCACUGCAGUGGCUAGUGCCCUAGUCCCAAUAAACUUCAAUCCUUGUUCUCACCUCCUUCA